UAUCAGCAGCAGAAAUAUCAGCAGCAACAAUACCAACAGCAGCAAUAUCAGCUGCAGCAGCAGAAGCAGCAGGCAUCUCGCGUGCUCUACAAGCCGCGCACUGUGCAGGAGGCGGGCAAGUUCUCCAUCAAAAUGCCAGCGGGGGGCGGAGGGGUGAAGGUGCUGCCCAACGGCAGCUAUGCGACACAGCUGAAGAUGCAGUCGCAGAUACGCGGCGUAGCUGGAUCAGUUGCUCAGCAUCCGUACAACAGGGUGAUGGUGGCCAAUCCGCAGGAUCGCUUCAGGAACGGACAGAACCGAGUGUUUAUGCAGAACGGCACUCCUGCGGGCUUUCCCAAGUCCCUCACGGACUUUAUCAAGGCCAAGAGCGGCGUGGUUCCGGGCCAGAGCCAGAUGCGAGGCCUCCUGCCCAACCACAUGAUGAAGCCGAUGACCCAGAUGAAGCUGCCAAUGAAUGGCGAGCUGCCCAAUGGGCUGCGCGUGCCGCAGCAGCGCCGGGAUUUCCCGCCGAUGCAUGCGCCGCUCGAGGACGACGAGGUGGACUUCGAGGAGAUCGGCGUGGCGGACACCUACUCCUCGUACUGGCCGAGCAAGCUGAAGGGCGGCUCGCGGCAUCCCGAUCCCGUGGUGGAGACGGCCACGCUGUCCUCCGUCGAGCUGCCGGACAUCACGUACGAGCUGGCCCUCCCAGACAAGCUCAAGAACUCGAACAGACUGAGCGCGCUGCAGCUGGAGGCGGUGACCUAUGCGUGCCAGGCGCACGAGCAGUUGCUGCCCAGCGGCCAGCGAGCGGGCUUCCUGCUGGGCGACGGCGCGGGCGUCGGCAAGGGACGCACCGUGGCGGCCAUCAUCUACGAGAACUACUUGCGCGGCCGCAAGCGUGCGCUCUGGAUAUCGGUGUCGAAUGACCUGAAGUUCGACGCGGAGCGGGAUCUGCAGGACAUUGGGGCGAGCAAGCACCUCAAGGUUGCCUCGUUGAGCAAGUUCAAGUACAGCCGCAUCAACUCCGGGGAGAACGACUACUUCAAGCGCGGCGUCAUCUUCUGCACCUACACCGCCCUCAUCGGGGAGUCGGCGAACGCCAAACCCAAGUACAACACGCGGCUGCGCCAGCUGAUCAACUGGCUGGGCAAGAAAUUCGAUGGGGUCAUUGUGCUCGACGAGUGCCACAAGGCGAAGAACCUGAGCCUGAUGAACGCCGGCAAGUCCACCAAGACGGGCACCACGGUGCUCGAGCUGCAGCAGCUGCUGCCGAUGGCGCGGGUGGUUUACGCCUCGGCGACGGGUGCCUCGGAGCCUCGCAACAUGGCGUACAUGGUGCGCCUGGGGCUGUGGGGCCCCGGCACCUCCUACUCGGAGUUCUUCAAGUUUGUGAACGCCGUGGAGAAGCGCGGCAUUGGGGCCAUGGAGAUCGUGGCCAUGGACAUGAAGCUGCGGGGCUCGUAUAUCGCGCGCCAGCUGAGCUUCAAGGACGUCAGCUUCCGCAUCGAGGAGGUGCCCAUGUCGCGGGACUUCCACAAGCUCUACAACCACUCCGCCGAGCUGUGGGCCGAGAUCAAUGAGAAGUUCGUGAAGGCCUGCCGCCUGAUGUGCAUCGAGAACCGCGUCCAGAAGAUAAUCACCUGCCAGUUCUGGUCGGCGCACCAGCGCUUCUUCAAGAACCUCUGCAUUGCCUCGAAGGUGAACCAUGUGGUCAAGAUGGUGCGCGACGCGGCGCGCCAGGGCAAGGCAGUGGUCAUCGGGCUGCAGUCGACGGGCGAGUCGCGCACCCUGGAGCACUUGGAGCUCUACCAGGGCGAGCUGACCGGCUUUGUGUCCACCGCGAAGAUGAUCAUACAGUCGUUCGUGGAGAAAUACUUUCCCGCACCCUCGCGCGAUGCGUUCUAUAAGCUGCUAAGCACGGGCACCUUCGAGCCGGAGGCUCGUUGGAAGAGCUCCGGCCCGAAGCGCAGUCGCGUGAUUUCCGAGUGGUCGGACGACGACAUGGAUGUGGAGGGGGGUGAUAGCGACAUGGAGUUGUGCGACAACUCCUGGAAUGGCGACGACGAUGAUGAUGACCGCCUGAAGGCGGGACGCAAGCGACGCGGCCGUCCGCCCAAGCUGGACAAGGAGAAGAUAACCAUGCAGGACCGCAUCCUGCAGCACCUGUGCGACAACAUGAAUGCCAAGCAUGACGACGACGACGAUUCUAGCUGCGAUUCCUCCAAGCCGCAGUCGGCCAAGAUCACGGAGCGAGACGUCGACCGCUGCAUCACGGUGCGCGAGAAGCUGCUCGAUAAGAUUGAGAUCCUGGGCAAACGCAUGCCGCCCAACACGCUGGACAAGAUCAUCUCCAAGCUGGGCACCAAGGUCGUGGCUGAGAUGACGGGCAGGCGCGGCCGUGUGAUCAAGAUGGACGACAACACCUAUCGCUACGAGCAGCGCGGCGAGGCGGAGACGACCAUGGACCUGGUCAACUACAUGGAGAAGCAGCGCUUCAUGGAGGACACCAAGCACGUGGCCAUCAUCUCAGAGGCGGCGUCCAGCGGCAUCUCGCUGCAGAGCGACAGGCGGCUGGCCAUUCAGCGCCGCCGGCUGCACAUCACCUUGGAGCUGCCCUGGAGCGCAGACCGAGCCAUACAGCAGUUCGGACGCACGCAUCGUUCAAACCAAGCGAACGCGCCCGAGUACGUCUUCCUGAUCUCGGAUCUGGGCGGCGAAAGUCGCUUCGCAGCGACUGUGGCCAAGCGGCUGGAGAGUCUUGGGGCUCUCACGCAGGGCGAUCGGCGGGCCACCGAUGCAAGGGAUCUUUCCAAGUUCAACAUUGACAACAACAUCGGGCGCAGCGCCCUGGAGAGCGUCCUGCAGCAAAUCACGGGCGAGAAGCCGCUGGAGGAGGUGCACGUUCCCGACACCUACAAGGGCGACUUCUGCUUCGACUGCUGCGUCGCGCUCUCUGGCGUGGGCAUGCUGAGCGUCUCCGAGGACAACAAGGGUCACCAGAUCUUUGUCAUUGAGAAGGACAGCAACAACAUACCCAAGUUCCUCAAUCGCAUACUCGGCUGCCGCGUCGAGGUGCAGAAUGCGCUCUUCAAGUUCUUCCUCAACAAGAUGUAUUCGCUCAUCCUACAAAUGAAGCGCUCCGGACACUUUGAUCUCGGCAUCCUGGACCUGGAUGCGCACGGCGCCAAUGUGACAGCCAUCAAGCUGAUACGCUUCGUCAGAAAGCAUGCCACGGGCACGGCGGCCACAGAACUCCACACCUUGCAGGUGGUGCGCGGCAUGUCCUACGAUCAGGCGUUGGCCAAGUACAAGAAGGAAGCACGCCAGGAGCACGAGGGCUUCUAUACCUUCAAGCAGGAGCGCAACAACAACAAUUGCGCCAUCCUCUGCCUCAAUGCCCAGCCGGACCAAAUCGAGACCACCGACCACAGCAAGCUGAACAUGAAGAUCUAUCGGCCCAACACGGGGCCCCAGGUGCGCACCGAGACGCUCAGCUCGAUUAGCAAUCGCUACGUGAAGGCCUCGCCCGAGGCAGUGAAGCAGUUCUGGGACAUGCAAUACAAUCAGUGCCUGCGCGUGUGCUCCCACAUCUACUGGAACCGCCGCUGCCCCUUCGGCAUCAAGUGCGGAGUGGGUCUCCGGGUGCGCACCUACCACGUGCUCUCGGGCCUCAUGCUGCCCAUCUGGGAUCGCAUUGCGCUGAUCAUCGAGAAGGAUGGCCGCAAGAUCCAGAUGAUACGCGUGAAGACCGACCAGAACAAGAAGAUCGUUGGAACUGUGGUGCCCGAGGGAGUUUACCAUCAGCUGGUGGCCGACCUCUCGGCCGAUUCCGUAGUGGAGAGCAGGGACCUCAGGGUCCCCAAGCAAUAAGAUGUCAUUUAUCA
Messenger RNA from Drosophila navojoa, 3866 nucleotides. Its product is annotated as protein strawberry notch homolog 1. Lineage: Eukaryota; Metazoa; Arthropoda; Insecta; Diptera; Drosophilidae. Gene Ontology annotation, molecular function: histone binding; chromatin DNA binding. Gene Ontology annotation, cellular component: nucleus. The record is from RefSeq and is a predicted model, not a curated record. Gene Ontology annotation, biological process: regulation of DNA-templated transcription.